AGCAAUAAUCAAGAGCCAAGCUAAGCCUAUAUAAUAUAACACAUGAAUAAUGUAUGUGGUGUAUGUACCUCAUUACCAACUCAACUCAACUUUGGUAGCAUUUUAAUUUAUACGUGUCUAUACUUAGCGUAAAAUUCCAAAUCUUUGCGUCUUGUGAUACACGCACACCACCACCAACAUCUUCCCGUCCGAAAUGGGCACUAUGUUGGAGGGACAUGAAAUCUUGGGGUUUGGAUUCUUUGUGAUUGGUUUAUGGCAUCUCUUCAACAACAUCAAGAUCCAUUCUUCUUCUUCUUCUUCUUCUUCCAACUCCUUCAAAUCAACCAUAUGGUUUCCAACAAAAAGAUUCAGAUACUUAGAACUCAACUUCAUCAUUGCAAGCUGCACAAUGUUCAUAGCCAUGGAGCUAUUCAUCGCCCCAGAUCUCCACCAACCAUUUGACAGCGAUGGAUCCAUCCCCGCCAACCACCUCCACAACUUCGAACACUCCCUCAUGGCUUCUUCUUUCUUGGUCUAUGCAGCAUUCACCAUGUUCUUUGACAUGAAAGCCAUCAUCACAAAAGCACAGCAUGAACUAACUCAUUUUCUUGCAUCCAUGGCUUUUGCACAACAAUUUCUUCUCAUUCACUUUCACACCCGAGAUCACGCAGGAGUCGAAGGCCAAUACCAUUACCUUCUACAAAUCCUCAUUGUUGUUUCUUUAACCACCACAAUCAUGGGAAUAGGGUUUCCAAAUAGCUUCAUGGUGAGUUUUGUGCGAUCAUUGAGCAUAACCUUCCAAGGUUUGUGGCUCAUGAUAAUGGGGUUCUUCCUGUGGACACCAGGGUACCAAGCUAAAGGGUGCUCCCUGCACCCUGAGAUGAAUACUUACAUGGUUCGCUGCAGUGAUGAUAAGGCACUUCACCGUGCAGUUUCUCUGGUGAACCUUCAGUUCAGUUGGUUGCUUAUUUUGGUAACCGUUUUCGCUAUUUGUUUCUUUUUGGUUCUGAGUAAAAGGUAUGAUAACAAAGUUGAAUAUGUUUCACUAACCAAGGAGGAACAACUUGACCUUGAAUCACAAUCCGAAAAGAAAUGCAUCAUGAUGCAAGUGCAAAUCUGAAGCAUGCACUUUAAUAUAUAUAUAUGAUACGAUGUAUGAAUGAUGAUGAGAUAUUAUAUAUUAUUAUAUUCUACGACU
Messenger RNA from Arachis ipaensis, 1177 nucleotides. RefSeq lists its product as uncharacterized. Lineage: Eukaryota; Viridiplantae; Streptophyta; Magnoliopsida; Fabales; Fabaceae. The record is from RefSeq and is a predicted model, not a curated record.